This is a messenger RNA of Plasmopara halstedii, 828 nucleotides long. RefSeq lists its product as uncharacterized. The transcript has a single exon. NCBI's taxonomy places the organism in Eukaryota, Oomycota, Peronosporomycetes, Peronosporales, Peronosporaceae. The record is from RefSeq and is a predicted model, not a curated record. Bases 1 to 828 code for a protein of 275 amino acids.
AUGUUUCUCACGGGUCUAGAACGCAUGAAAGCUGUUAGAUCUAAAGUGAUGGGUGACAGCGAUGCUUUCAGCCUGCGUCAUUCCAAACGCGCUGAUCACUAUGCCAAUAGAGCUGUCAGUCAUAUGAAGAACAUUAAUGGGUACAACUUAAAAAUGAACGAAGCCGCUGAAAAAGCCAUAACCGUUAGGAUCGAAGAAAUCGUUCUCCGCGCCGUAGUCGAAGAAUUCAAGCAACUGGACAACAAUCAGAAUCCUAAAAAAUUUCAAGCCCUUGAAGCUAAUCUACAAAAAAAAGUCGAAAAAGCUAUCGAAGAUACCGAAUUUGAUGAAGAAAAAUAUCGCAAUUUUGCCGACUGGUAUUGGCAAUACCUUCACGAUGAUAUUGAAGAAGACGAAAUAUUAUAUCGUAAAGUUGCUGCGAUAUCCAAGAGCUCUGCUAGUGAAGCCUUACGUUUGUACAAAUUGUACGAACUUGAGGUCAAACAAGCCAAACAAGUUAAGAGAUCUUUUCAAGCCGAAUAUGACGCUCAGAACAAGAAGGUCAAUCACUUAGUUCAAGGGCUCAUGGCUGCUCUAGACGGUGAAAGACCUCAGCUCAACUCAAAUUUCGGAGCCAUCCUACCCGCAAAAUCCACUUACGCUACCCAAGAUCCCAUAGCCGCCCAUGCCGCCCCAAUUAUGCAUCUUGAUACCGACAGUCAUGUGAUACCAGCACCUGAAGAGCUGGACUUGACUUCGAGCCUUCUCAACCCCCCAAAGGUAGAGAUGAAACUCGAAAGAAAAAGACAAUCAGACCAUUUGGACGACAAUCGUGAAAGUGGUGUGUAA